Molecule: messenger RNA, 1605 nt
Organism: Truncatella angustata
Lineage: Eukaryota; Fungi; Ascomycota; Sordariomycetes; Amphisphaeriales; Sporocadaceae
Exons: 1
Coding region: 1-1605 (534 amino acids)
Source: RefSeq, a predicted model, not a curated record
AUGGCUGAUGACUCCAACCUACAUCCCGGCGCUUUACACUGGUUCUCCUCCGAUGAGCAGGAAGCCGGUGGCCCUUAUGGCUGGCGUCUUGAUGUCGUGACAUUGCUUGCUGUCAUCGGCGAGUCCUCGAUUGCCGACCAUUCUCAAGCAAUCACUGCCAGCAUGCUGUGUCUCCUACCACGAAUUAUACCUGCACCACAAGCUCUACUCAAGGGUACUCGCCCAUCGCGGAUGCCCGAGACGGCUGCCAAGCUCACUGGUAUAUAUAGCGGUGUUUCGCUCGAAUCAGUUGGCUUCUUCGCCAACAUCCUGCAUCCCCUCGAUGAAUUCAGUCCCUUCGGCUUCAAAGUGCUGAAGAUAUCCCACAAAGACCAGAACGAAGCUGGUGACUUCGAGGUACCUAUGUCUCCAACCACUGAUGGGAACAAGCUCGGUAGACUUUUUGGCAAGAGGACCAACACCAACGACUCUGAAGGCCGGCCUGCCGUCAAGACCAAUAGAAUCCCUGGCCCUCCCGGUAGUGGAAGUGACUCAACUGCUAACGGAGUCUCCAGAAGAACCGGCGUUAGCUUUCACAACAAUGGUGACCCUGAGGCUCAAGCUCCGGUCCCGGGCAUCAAACGCAGGCAGACAGUGAAGGAUCGUAUGACAGACUACAUAAACAACCCGACGCUUGCUACCACCAAUAAACGUCCAGCAGUACCCGCCGCCCUCUGGUCUCCCAUACAUGUUCUUUCUGUCUUCUCGAUGCUUCUCACAUUCAUCAUUAUUGGGUUCUCGGCCACGGAUCAAGAUGGUACUGCCAUCCUGUCGCUCGUCCUGAUCUCACUGGCUAGUUCUAUCGUCGGUGCUGCCUCGUGGUGGCGGCCCAUUCUCAUGAAGAGGAGCCAUACCAACAUAGUUCCCGACGGCGACGUUGCUAUUCGUACUCGUGAAGGCGCCUUCUUAAUCAUUAAAUGUACGGACAACGUGGCUCGUGAACUUUACACUGGAACUGAGGAGUGCGAAUACCGCGUCAACGGACAAUGGUACAAAGUCUUGAUGGGUCUUGGCACAUUCACACUCAUGGCCAGCGUGAUUCUCCUUGGUAACUGCAAGUGGAAGUCACAGCUGUUCAUUGGCUGUGCAUAUAUCAGCCUGAACGGCAUGUACUGGAUCUUGGGCCUGCUACCCAAGAAGUAUUUCUGGGAUUUGAGCAGGUACAACAUUGAGGACAUCACGCCCAAGGAUGCCAAGGACGCCCACAAGACCACUGACGAAAACGACCCGCGCGAAGGUGUCAAGAGCUUCACCCGCACCCUGUGGUGGUGCAUCCGGGAGACGAAGCGAACGGGCUGGGUCGAGCGUUCGGGCGCCGCGCCGUCUACGCCGCAGUGGAAACAGUGGCUUAUUGAAGCCGAACAGGCCGCAGAAGCCGGCAACCGAUCGUGGCCUUCCAUUGCGAGGAAGGACGAGCUCAUGAAGAUGACCGAUUCCGAGAUCCAGCUGGAGAAGCUGAAGAAGAGUCCUGCCGACAGGGAGGCCAAGCUUGAUCCCGCUGAGCAGGCCGUCCCGGCUCAGAUGGUGCAAGUGAGCGAUACCAAGAGGGAGCCUGGCGCUUUCUAG